AAGAAUCAUGGCUCAAAGUCAACAUUAUUAUUGAAUUUAUUUCAGCCAGUAUUGCCAUUUUUUCAAACUUAGCAGGAACUCAUUUGCUGGCUCCCCAUUGAGUGAGACAAUAGGAUUUAGUGAGUGAGACAGGACGUUUAGUUUUAGACAGAGAAAUAUAAGCUUGGUACAAUGUUUGUGACGCAAAAAGGAAUUAAGUACCAAUAUGACUGUACUUCAAAGUUAAUGGUGACUGCUGAAGAUUGUCAAGAUGGAUGGGGAGGUGUUAAUGGAGGUGCCUCAGAAGCUGCAGAUGUUGGUUCGCCUGGUGGUGCGUGGCUUCUACACCACAGAGGACAUCCUCAUCAUCGACAUGCUUGUCCGCAACUUUUGUAUGAGUGAGGAGGAUUUGUGUGACUUGCUCAAGUUUGACCGCAAGAUGCUAAGGCAGAGGAUCAGCACCCUGCGUGCCGACCGCUUCAUCCAGGCCCGCAUGAAGAUGGUCACUCUUGAGGACAAUAAAACACAGAAGGAACAGUACUAUUUUAUCAACUACAAGAGUUUUGUGAAUGUGGUAAAAUACAAACUGGACCACAUGAGGAAGAAAUUGGAAAUGGAAGAACGAGAUCAAACAAGUCGAGCUUCCUUCAUCUGCCAUUAUUGUCAGCGAACCUACACUGAUUUGGAGGCAGAUCAGCUGCUGGACAUAACAACAGGGCAACUGCUGUGUAUUAUUUGUAAGCAGGAGGUACAGGAAGACAUGUCAGGGAUGCCGCGCCAUGACACACGUCUUCUCCUCACCAAGUUCAAUGAGCAGAUGGAGCCACUGUUCAAUCUGCUGAGAGAGGUUGAAAAUAUUAAACUGGCUGCAAAGUUCUCAGAGCCUCAGCCUAAAGACUUCAGUGACAUCAAGAAACCAGGACAAGUCAAGCCCAAGGCUCCUGGUAAUGACAAUUCUCAUGUCUGGUCAGGAGACUCCACCAAAAAGUCAGGCUUCCAGGUUGCGGGUUCAAUAGACGUGAACAUCAAUGCAGAAGGCACAGGAGAGGAGACAGUGCAGACCAAGGAGAAACCCAUAUGGUUGUCUGAUGCCACCUCCCUCAUCACCACCAACAUUACCACCUCAGAUGCCACCAAUCCACAGAGUGAGUCUAAGGCUGUGCCCUCCUCCAGUAGCCACCCACAGCAGGGUAGUGGCAACAACAGUGGGGCAGAUGAUGUCAUGGUGUUACUUCAGACCCAUGAGCGACAUGCAAAGAAGGGCCAGUCUCGCCACCAAUCAGACAGUGACUCAGAUGACAGUGGAGAUGAGGCAGCCAAAAGGAAAAAUGCAGCAGCCAGGCCUGCCAUUCCCAGCACUGCUCCAAGCUUUGGUACUGAACCUAAGAACAACCCAGAGGAUGAGGUGAUAGAGCUUGGAGACACGGAUGAUGAGGAGGAGGAGGAUUCUGUGCCACAAGUGAGUGUGGCUGGGGAACAGGUGGCCAUCACAGAGGUGGACAAUGCUCUCAUUGCCCGCAUGACCCAGGAAGAGAAGAACGCCUAUAUGCUCAUGUACCAAGACUACAUGUGCUCACUGGAUGAUUAGCCAGCAUGGAAAGAAGGGAAGUGGAAGCCAGAUGAAUAGAAUUACCCCCUUCUUGGAUGGUACGUGUGGGGAAUCUGUCUUUCUUUCUCUUGCACUGUGUCAGAAAGUUAUGACUGAUUUGUCCUGUGUGAGUUCAUUGUUUUAGUGACAGUGGUGUUCUUGUUGUGUUUGUUGUGUAUGUGUUUGUGUUAUGUCAUGGUGUAGUGUUAGUCUUGUUUUAUAUGUGUGUUUAGAGGGAUGAAAGUGUGUGUGUGUGUGUGUGUGUGUGUGUGUGUGUGUGUGUGUGUGUGUGUGUGUGUGUACAACAUUGACACUGAAUGAACAGUUGGGAACUGCAUUUUUGUUGAUUCUUUUCAUUAAUAGUGUUGCAGAUGAAGAAAUGUUUUUAUUUCUCUGCUCCCAAGCUCUAGAUGUAAUUGAUACCAGUUAUGUAAUAUGUUGCAUGAAGCUGUGAGUCUUCAUCAAACUGAGGAUGGGUUGGGUUUGAGCAUACUGUUGAUGUCAUAUUGAAAUAUUUUGUUUGUUUCUAAGAUACAACCUUACUGCUGUGAUAAUAGUCUGUAGUGAGAACAUUGGUGUCAUGAUCAACCAGUGAUACCAGAGUUCCUUUUUUCCAUGCCAUGUAAAUAUUUAAUGUAGCUUAAGACUCUUUACCAGACUACAUAUUUUGCUAUAUUAAUUUAAUCUUUAUAGUCAAACCAGGAUAUAUGAUGUUUAGAUAAAAUUGUGAAUGUGCUUUUUUAAUAUCUGAGAUCCUUGUGGAAUAUCUCAAAGUACAAAAUGUUUUAUCAAGACUGGGGUCAAUGCUCUUUUUUGAAAGUUUGAUAUGACCUUUGCUCAUGGAAAAGCUGCCAUUAUCUGAUUAGACAUUACUUUAUGAUGUAGAUGGGUAAUUUUUCAUACUAACUUAUCUCUUGAGUCCAACAUGACCGCUGGUCACUCAUGUGUUAGUUCUCAUUAGUGCACAUUGUUCUGUGCAACAGUUGUGACAGCGGCUGUGUUGACCCUGUAGGUGAAGCCGAUUACAACUUCAUACUCAA
Scylla paramamosain (green mud crab) is the source of this 2607-nucleotide messenger RNA. RefSeq names its product general transcription factor IIE subunit 1-like (gene TfIIEalpha). Lineage: Eukaryota; Metazoa; Arthropoda; Malacostraca; Decapoda; Portunidae. The transcript has 10 exons. Gene Ontology annotation, cellular component: transcription factor TFIIE complex. The record is from RefSeq and is a predicted model, not a curated record. Gene Ontology annotation, biological process: transcription open complex formation at RNA polymerase II promoter; transcription initiation at RNA polymerase II promoter. Bases 251 to 1567 code for a protein of 438 amino acids.